Enhydra lutris kenyoni (northern sea otter) is the source of this 1798-nucleotide messenger RNA. RefSeq names its product solute carrier family 43 member 3 (gene SLC43A3). Lineage: Eukaryota; Metazoa; Chordata; Mammalia; Carnivora; Mustelidae. The record is from RefSeq and is a predicted model, not a curated record. Bases 190 to 1665 code for a protein of 491 amino acids. The transcript is spliced from 12 exons. Gene Ontology annotation, biological process: transmembrane transport. Gene Ontology annotation, molecular function: transmembrane transporter activity.
CAGGAUCCAGAGAAACGCCCACCGCUGUCUCUUGCCCAGGCCGGGGGGAAAAAGGCAGAACCGGAGCGUACUUGAACAGAAGGGCUUGGCGGAGGAAUUUUCCAAAGGCCCAAAGGCCAGCCGUUGAAGCACUGGUGGUCAGCCCAGGAGGCCCCGAGUGAGAUUUGGGGACCGGCUCCGCCUCAGGCCAUGCCAAGCCAGGGUCUGCCCCUUCGAGUGGCCACCCUGCUGACCGGGCUCCUGGAAUGCCUUGGCUUUGCUGGAGUCCUCUUCGGCUGGGCAUCGCUGGUGUUCGUCUUCAAAACAGAGCAUUACUUUGAGGAGCUAUGUGAACCAGAUGGCGGGCCGAUGGGCAAUCUUACUGAGCAGGCUGACUGCAAAGCCCAGGAUGAGAAGUUCUCACUCAUCUUCACCCUGGGAUCCUUCAUGAACAACUUCAUGACAUUCCCAGCCGGCUUCAUCUUUGACAGGUUCAAGACCACCGUGGCUCGUCUCAUAGCCAUAUUUCUCUACACCAGCGCCACACUCAUCAUAGCCUUCACCUCUGCAGACUCAGCCCUGCUGCUUUUCCUGGCCAUGCCCAUGCUCACAGUGGGAGGGAUCCUGUUUCUGAUCACCAACCUGCAGGUUGGGAACCUCUUUGGCAAACACCGCUCAACCAUCAUCACCCUCUACAACGGGGCGUUUGACUCCUCCUCGGCAGUCUUCCUUGUCAUCAAGCUGCUUUAUGAGCAGGGUAUCAGCCUCAGGGCCUCCUUCAUCUUCCUCUCUGUCUGCAGUGCCUGGCAUGUUGUACGUACUUUCCUCCUGAUGCCCCGAGGCCACAUCCCCUACCCACUGCCCCCCAACUACCGCUACGGCCUGUGCUCUGGGAAUGACACCACCGAGGGGGAGAAGAACGCAGCUGAGUCCGACAAGGUAGAAAUGCAGUCGAAAGAGUUCCUUCCAGCAAAGGAAGAGACACUAGAACCUGGGAAGCAGCAGAAGCCCCGAUCUUUCUGGUGCCACGCACUCUCUCAGCGCUUUGUCUGCCACCUAGUGUGGCUGUCCGUGAUACAGCUGUGGCACUACCUCUUCAUCGGCACCCUCAACUCGCUGCUCACCAACCUGGCGGGAGGCAACAGAAUGCUAGUCAGCACCUACACAAAUGCCUUUGCCAUCACUCAGUUCUUUGGGGUGCUGUGUGCCCCUUGGAAUGGCCUGCUCAUGGACCGGCUCAAGCAGAAGUACCAGAAGGAGUCGAAAGACACAGGGUCCUUGGCCAUGACAGUGGCCCUGCGCUCCACGGUGCCUUCUCUGGCCCUGACGUCUCUCCUGUGCCUGGGCUUCGCCCUCUGUGCCUCGGUGCCCAUCCUGCCCCUCCAGUAUGUCACCUUCAUCCUGCAAGUGAUCAGUCGCUCCUUCCUGUACGGGGGCAAUGCUGCCUUCCUCACCCUCGCUUUCCCUUCAGAGCACUUUGGGAAGCUCUUUGGGCUGGUAAUGGCCUUAUCAGCCAUUGUGUCUCUGCUCCAGUUCCCUAUCUUCACCUUCAUCAAAGGCCCCCUCCAGAAUGACCCGUUCUACGUGAAUGUGAUGCUGGUGCUUGCUACUGUGUUGACGUUCAUCCACCCCUUCAUGGUGUUCUGGGAGUGUCGGCGGGAAAGGAGCUCUCUUGCAGCCGCCUAGCUUGGAAGCUGUCGCUUUUCAGCCCUGACAAUGCUCUGUUAAUCUUUCCCCACCUUUGAGGACCCCGUGUCCAGGAGCACUUGACCUGCCCAGGCUACUUAUAUUAAUUAGCCAUUACUUUUUUUUUUUCUUU